AUGCUGGUUUUCCUGUUGUUCUUUGCUGCUUGUAAUGGUUUACUUCUUAAUGGAGAAGGAGGAAUUCUCCCUGAUGCCUCCCAAGACCAUCGCAUCCAAGACAUAAUGGCAGAAAUCAUCAGACUUCAGCGAGAUAUUGCUGAUUUAAACAAACAAAAUGCUGAUUUAAACAAACAAAUCGCUACUAUGCAAGCCAAAGAUCUGAGUAUUGCUUUCUUUACCUAUCUAACCAAUGAUAUGGUCAAUCCAUCUGCCGGAACAAAGAUGUCUUUUCAUGGGGUAGACACUAACAUUGGUAGUGCGUACGAUUCUACAACAGGAAUAUUUACAGCUCCUAUAUCGGGGACUUAUAAUUUUGCAUUUACUGCUUCCGUACCCCAGAACCCCUCUUCUCAUCAGGUCCAUAUUUUCUUGAAGAAAAAUGGAAAAAAUGAAAUGUAUAUUUUUCUGGAUUACCAUACUCAAUUUUGGUUACAACGAAGUUCUUCAACUGUGUUGCAUUUGAACAAAGGUGACCAAAUUUGGAUGGAAAUUGUUUCAGUCAGUGGCCAAAUUACCGUGGCGGGUUAUUCUUCCGCAGAAGAUAGAUACCACACUCAUUUUUCUGGUUUUCUCAUACAUAACACAAUGUUUGUCGUUUUCAUGCUAUGCUUUGCGGUGUCUGAGGGACUUCUUGUUAACGGAGAUGGAGGAUCCAUUCCAAAUGCUGCCUUAGAACAGCAUAUUCAAAACAUGAUGGAAGAAAUCGUACGUCUGCAGCGAGAUGUUGUGGAACUUAACAAAGAGAUAGCCAACAUGAAAGCCAAAGAUCAAAGUGUGGCUUUCUUUGCCUAUUUGGAAAACGACGUCGUGUCUCCAGCAGCCGGUACAAAGCUUGUGUUUGAGGGAACAGAACUGAACAUUGCCAAUGCUUAUGAUGCAGCGCAAGGAAUAUUCACUGCACCUACAUCGGGGACAUACCACUUUGCCUUUGUUGGUUCUUCACCAUCUGAAAGUACGCCACACGGAAUGCAUGUAUAUUUGAAGAAAAAUGGCAAAAGCGAAAUGUACGUAUUUCUGGAUGGAAACACGCAAUAUUGGCUGCAACGAAGUUCUUCUACUGUUGUUCAUCUGACUAAAGGAGAUCGAGUUUGGAUGGAGGCCAGUGGUGAUUCUACUUUAGGAGGACACAGGCAGUCUGAUAAUGCUUACCACUCACAUUUCUCUGGAUUUCUUAUCCAAGCUGACUGA
Molecule: messenger RNA, 1230 nt
Organism: Saccostrea echinata
Lineage: Eukaryota; Metazoa; Mollusca; Bivalvia; Ostreida; Ostreidae
Exons: 4
Coding region: 1-1230 (409 amino acids)
Molecular function (GO): protein binding
Source: RefSeq, a predicted model, not a curated record